Salvelinus fontinalis (brook trout) is the source of this 1635-nucleotide messenger RNA. RefSeq names its product inhibin alpha chain-like. Gene Ontology annotation, cellular component: extracellular region. Bases 335 to 1396 code for a protein of 353 amino acids. Gene Ontology annotation, biological process: SMAD protein signal transduction. NCBI's taxonomy places the organism in Eukaryota, Metazoa, Chordata, Actinopteri, Salmoniformes, Salmonidae. Gene Ontology annotation, molecular function: cytokine activity; growth factor activity. The transcript has 2 exons. The record is from RefSeq and is a predicted model, not a curated record.
GCAUGGGUAGGAGGCAAUAUUAUUCCAUGACAAAACAAUGGAUAAGAGAGACACAGUGCUCUGCAUUGGCAGAGAUGGAACCUCCAAAUAAUACAGGACUUCAUUGACACCACUUGCCCACCGGCUCAGGACAGAGAAGGAUCUACACUACUUCACCUCAUCUACUAGAAGUUUUGGCACAAUCAAUUGACCCAUUUGGUCACCUUACCAAUUAUUAGACAGGGAUAUUUGACCUACUUGGAUUACUCAAACUCAAAGCACUUUUCCACCUCGAUCUACAUGCUUCACAACCCUCCUCUAUAGACUGAAGAGAUCUGAAGAAGAGAUCUGAACCAUGCGGAGUGGUCCUUCUACCGUCCUCUCCUGUGCCCUGCUACUCCUGUGGACCCAGACCCUGACCCAGGCCUGCCAGGGGGACGAGCUGCCUCGUGACGUGGUGUUGGACUGGUUCAAACAGCGCCUCCUGGAUGGGUUAGGGCUGGAGCAGCCCCCCGAGCCCAGCCACCAGGCCCCUGACGGGGGCAGAGAGAGAGCAGACGCGGGGCGAGGUCACCGGAGAUCCACCAGGGUAGGGAGGGCAGCCUGGGCACAGGACCACAGGAGGCAUCACCAGGAGAGCCAUGAGCAAGUCAUCCUCUUCCCCAGCUCUGACUCUACCUGUGAUAGCUCAGACUCCCCAUCAGAGAAGACAGCCACCAGCCACUUCACCUACUACUUCCAAUCCUCACUAGACAACCAGGAGUCUGCAAUCACCUCAGCCCAUUUCUGGUUCUACGCCGGCGAGGGGGCCAGCAGGAACAUCACCCCUCUCUUCCUCCUCACUUCAGACCAGCAGCUCCUCCAGGUGGCUGAGAUUCCGUCCAAGACCACCGCUGAUGGCUGGACCACCUACCACUUGGAGCACCACCUCCUCACCGCCCUGACCCAAGGCCCCUUCGUACUCCAGGUGCGCUGCCCCGCCUGCGAAUGCCAUGCAAACGAAGCCGACAAAAUGCCAUUCCUCCACCUGCACACCCGACCUCACGGCCCAGACCGCUCCCCGCGGCGAGCGGCCGCCACCAUUCCCUGGUUCCCAUCGGCCAUCGACCUCCUGAUGCGGCCAUCGCAGCAGAAGCCAGAGUACAGCGACUGUCAGCGCGAGAUGAUCAACAUCUCGUUCCAGGAGCUGGGCUGGGACAACUGGAUCGUUCACCCGAAGGUUCUCAACUUCUACUACUGUCAUGGCACCUGCUUGGCUUUGGACCGCACCACUGCUAUGCUGGGGAUCAAACAGUGCUGCGCUCCGGUCCCCGGGACCAUGAAGUCACUACGGUUCACCACUACGUCUGACGGAGGGUACUCCUUUAAAUACGAGACCCUGCCCAACAUCAUACCAGAGGAGUGCACCUGUAUCUAGGCCUAAAAUCUCUGAGAUGGGCUCAGUUUUUCAAAGUAAAAUUAGUUAUGCUGGUGUAAUCUAGGACUGGGCAAUUUAGAUUUUGAAUUUUUAAAAAUCAUUUUUAGAGAGCACCUAGGCUAGACCUGUAACUGAUAGGUCUGUAUUUGUCAUGCACCGAGAUUAUAUUGCAAAAUAAAGUUUGUUAAUGAUACAGCUACACAAGAUGCAUUUUUAAUAAAAAAUUAUUUUAACUGAAA